Molecule: messenger RNA, 1164 nt
Organism: Rhagoletis zephyria (snowberry fruit fly)
Lineage: Eukaryota; Metazoa; Arthropoda; Insecta; Diptera; Tephritidae
Source: RefSeq, a predicted model, not a curated record
AUGGGAAACUGUGUUAAUUCUGGUCAACUGCAGUCCACCCAAUUCGCCCUCGACCUGCUGCAGCUGUUGCACAAAGAUGGAAGUAAUCUGGUGCUGUCGCCCUACUCGCUCGUAUCUGCGCUAGUGAUGCUCCUUCCCGGGACGGAUAGAGAGAGCAGAGCCCAAAUUGUCAAGUCCUUGUUUGAUGCAGAUGACAGCAAGGGUGAGAAUGCUGACAAAUAUGUAAAGUUGCUUGCGGCUACCAACAAGGCUAAUCUGCUGAAAAACAAGGACACACUGAAAGUUGCCAACUUGCUGUAUUUGCACAAAGAUUUUACACUGAAGCCCGAGUAUGUGUCGGUUCUUACUAAAGAGCUGAACGCUACUGGAAAAAGCUUAGAUUUUCGUAGACAAGAAGCAAAAACACUUGACACCAUCAACUCUGACGUGUCCAAGGCUACUAAUGGACUGAUUGAUAAUCUUCUGGAGCAAAUCAGCAAUGAAACUGUUUUGAUUCUGGUGAAUGCCAUUUACUUCAAAGGAUUAUGGAAAAAAUCAUUUUGCAAAGAUGAAACAAACGAAAAAGGGGAAUUUCGUACUUCAUUAGGAGAUGUCAUCGAAACACCGCUGAUGUUCAUGCGAAGGAAAUUGCCAUACGUCUUUGACAACGAAACUGGCACCCAGGCUGUACAGUUGAACUAUCAAAAGAAGGGCAACAUUGCUAUGGUGCUCAUUUUGCCCGGAGAAGGUGUGCCAGUGAGUAGCUUCCUCAAAGGCGAACUCACAUCAAGCAAACUGUACGACAUUUUGAAUCUCUUUUCUGUGGGACCGAAAGUCAACCUUAUUUUGCCUCGAUUUAAACUGUCCACCACACAUCAACUGAUUGAGCCACUUAGCAAACUGGGCGUCACUGAUGUCUUUGACUUUUCAAAAGCAAACUUAAGUCAUAUAUCAUCUUCUGGCCCUAUUUUCGUCACCGAGGUCGUACAAAAAGCGGUCAUUACCGUCGAUGAAAAGGGAACGAAAGCGGCUGCUGCGACUGCUUAUUCAAUAACGUACAGCUUGGGAGCGCCUCCCAGAAAAGAAGAAGUCUAUUUUACAGCUGACCGUCCCUUUAUCUUUGCACUGGUCACACAGGACACCCCCAAACAAGUGCUCUUCAUUGGCGUCGUCGAGGACCCGUAA